AUGGAAGUUACGCAGGUUUCCCAAACGCAGCCGACUCAACAAUCACCCGUAACACAGACCAAUACCGAAAAUGACAAGACGAAAAUAUGCCAGUUGUUAUGCGCGACGGGCCAAUACGCCAACCGGAAUCUCGAUGUCAACGAUAAGCCGGCCCAAGAUGGCAAGAUUACAUGGACUUUUGGCCGAUCAAACGAGUGCGAUUUCCACUUGAACUCCUCGACGAGGCUAUCGAAUAAGCACUUUUCGAUUUGGUUGAAUAUCGGCGACAAGUCCUUGUGGAUUAAGGACGUCUCGACGAAUGGCACAAGCCUCAACGGGAGCAGGCUCGUCAAGGGCUCCAAUUACUUGCUAAACCAGGGGGACGAGAUAAGUGUGGGCAACGGGGUGAGUGCCGACGUGGUCAAGUUUAUCGUCAUCUUCACCGACCACUAUAAUCCCACCUUGUCGCUGAACUCGAGCGCGUUGGACACGGGGAUAUACAAGGACUUUAUCAUCAAAAACGAAACCAUUGGCCAGGGAGCAUUUGCCACGGUGAAGAAAUGCAUCGAAAGAUCCUCGGGUGAUGCGUUUGCAGUAAAGAUUAUCAACCGACGAAAAGCUUUGACUACAAGCGGCUUGGCCAGCAGCCUUACAAGUGUUGACAGAGAGCUAUCGAUAUUGGAGAAAUUGGACCAUCCUAACAUUGUCUCGUUGAAGGCAUUUUACGAAGACUCCGAAAACUAUUACAUCGUUAUGGAGUUGGUCCCCGGUGGAGACCUCAUGGACUUUGUUGCCGCCAAUGGGGCCAUCGGUGAAGACGCGACCCAGGUGAUAACCAAGCAAAUCCUUGAAGGAAUACUAUACGUGCACAAGUUGGGCAUUUCGCAUCGGGACUUGAAACCAGACAAUAUAUUGAUCAUGCAGGACGACCCCAUCUUGGUCAAGAUUACUGAUUUCGGAUUGGCCAAACUCAGUGAUAAUCUGACCUUGAUGAAGACAUUUUGCGGCACGUUGGCAUAUGUCGCGCCCGAGGUGAUUACGGGGAAAUUCGGACUGUCGCAAGUUGCCUCAACGGGGAACUACUCUUCGCUGGUGGAUCUUUGGUCUUUAGGGUGUUUGGUUUAUGUGUUGUUGACUUCGCACUUGCCGUUCAACGGGAAAUCGCAGAAGCAGAUGUUCCAGAAAAUCAAGCAUGGAGAGUUCCACGAAGCCCCUCUCAAGUCAUACGAGGUUAGUGCAGACGGCAGGGAUUUCUUGUCCUGUUGCUUGCAAGUGGAUCCAAGAAGGAGGAUCACGGCGGCAGAAGCGUUGCAGCAUAGAUGGUUGCAAGAUGUUUGCGAUGACGCUUUUGCGUCAUCCCCCAAAUCGCUAAGCUUGUCGCAGUCACAAUCACAGCAAUCUCGCAAGAUUGAAAAUGGUAUCCAUGUCGAUUCCAUGAGCAAAAUCGACGAAGACAUAAUGCUUCGUCCUCUAGAUAGCGAAAAGAACCGGAAAACAAGCAAGCAGGACUUUAAAGUACCAAAGAGGAUUGUGCCUCUUCCGCAGUCGCAACCAUUCCAUAAUCUACCACCGACAAUGUCGCAACCGAGGAAACGAGCGGUUGAAACUCAACCCGGUGGCGCCAACGGCGAGUCCAGCCCCAACGUAGAAUCGGCUGUGAAGAGAUUGAAAAUAGACAGUACAUUGUUGAACCCCAUCACACUAGAGCCUAUCGCCAAGUCCAUUCGCAUGGACUCUGUGAAGAUUGUCAAGUCCAAGUUCUCCAUAGGCAGGGCCGAAGUUUGCGACCACAAAGUCACUGACGACCGAUUGUCCAAGAUCCAUUGCAUAAUCGUCACCGACACACGAGGCAGAUCGUGGCUCUUGGAUAUGAGCACCAACUCGUGCGCUGUUAAUGGCAUCAUCAUUGGCAAGAAUAAAAAGAUACGGCUCAAGGAUGGAGAUUUGUUGUACUUGUUUAACGAUGUUGAAAACGACGAGUUUAUUGGUUUCCAUGUCACAUUUGAUCAAAAGGACGAUUCCAGUGGAGAAGACGAGGGAGUGCUUCGGCAAAACUCGAGCGAGAUGAAUAUGCGAUUCGGUACUCGAUAG
Molecule: messenger RNA, 2070 nt
Organism: Lodderomyces beijingensis
Lineage: Eukaryota; Fungi; Ascomycota; Pichiomycetes; Serinales; Debaryomycetaceae
Source: the annotation of a GenBank genome assembly